CGAAACCCAACUUCCAUACCCUCAUACCUCUCUUUAAUUCUCUCAAAGUUUGAAGCUUUUUCCCUUUUCCUCUUUUUGGGUUCUUAGUAUUAGGGAUUUUGGAGUGACCCAUUUUAGUGAAAAUUACAGUUUUUGUUGGCUAAAAUAUUGAAAACCCUUGAAUGACCAUAUUAUCCUUUCUAAAUCCUUUCAAGAUUACUAUUAUUGUUGUAUUAUCCUUUGGGGUUUUGGGCGAUCGUCAUCCCAACCACGACUGGGCUGCAGCCGCCAUUGCUUCUUUGGGCAUUUAUUGUAAUUUAAAUGGAAAUUAUGGAACACAAGAGUUUGGUAUCCCACUUGACUCAGGGGAAGCAACUCGCCAUUCAACUCAAAACCCAUUUUCACCCUUCUUCUUCCCCUGAACAAGCUUGCCUUUUCUUGACUGAAAUGAUCCAUUCUUCUUUUGAGAAAGCACUUAAUCUGCUUUCUUCUAAUUCAAUUUUACCAAAUCAUCAAAUUGCUUUGCUGGAUGAACAACAACAACAACAACAAGUAGAAGUAGAAGAAUCAUCCAAUAAGAACAAGAGGAAAAUCAGUAGCAAAAGAGAUGUGUUGAAGAAGAGAAAAUUGCUGCCUAGAUGGACUGAGGAAGUUAAGGUUUGCAAUGGAACUGCUCCUGAAGGCCCUCUAAAUGAUGGUUAUAGUUGGAGAAAGUAUGGUCAAAAAGAUAUUCAUGGUGCUAAUUUCCCAAGAUGUUAUUAUAGAUGUACACAUAGAAAUGUACGAGGAUGUUUGGCAACAAAGCAAGUCCAAAAAUCGGACAAUGAUCCAAACAUUUUCGAGGUAACAUACAGAGGAAGACACACAUGUAACCAAUCCUCUAAUUUAGGAUCGGCUUCCAUUUCAUCUCAAAAUCAAAUCUCUGAAGAAACCAAUCAAAUUCAACAAGAUUCUGAAAUUUGGUUCAAUUUCGGAGAAAACAAUUUCAAUCUCAAAACAGAAGAUUUUGACAAUGUUUUUUCAUCAUUUUCCUUUUCCCACGAGCCGAUUGUGGACCCAACUUUUAUUGCCGGCGGCGGCUUGUCUGCAGUGGCAGUUUCGCCAGCGGCGUCGAAUACGGCCUGGGAUUGGAACGCCUACGGUGGCGAAGACGACGGAGGACUACAGAGAGUUCAGUCGUCGGAGCAAUCAGACGUGACAGAGAUAAUCUCGGCGACAACUUCGGUGACAAAUUCGCCAAUUUGUAAUGGGGAUUGGGAUUUCUCGCUUGAUAACAUUGAUUUUGACCAGAAUUUCCCCUUUGACUGUCUAGAUUUCACCUCUUGAUUUUUUCUUUCUUUUUUUGGUAUUUUGUACUAUUUUUUCUUUGUUAGUAUUUAUUUUUUUUCCUCCAUAUAUGAUUGGAGAUUUUUAGUUUUCCUAGUUAUUCUUCCCGCAUGUAAGAAUAACUUUGAGAAGUGCGGCGAUUCAUUAUCUAUGUAGUUUAAAGCUUUUUUUCUUGUUCUUUUUUUGUUUGUAAUGUAGUUAUUGCAUUUUUUUUAAAAGAAACUUAAUGAUUUAUUGAAUAAUAUUUUUAGUGAUGUAAA
Molecule: messenger RNA, 1565 nt
Organism: Benincasa hispida (wax gourd)
Lineage: Eukaryota; Viridiplantae; Streptophyta; Magnoliopsida; Cucurbitales; Cucurbitaceae
Gene: WRKY46
Product: WRKY DNA-binding protein 46
Biological process (GO): regulation of DNA-templated transcription
Cellular component (GO): nucleus
Molecular function (GO): DNA-binding transcription factor activity; transcription cis-regulatory region binding
Source: RefSeq, a predicted model, not a curated record